AUGGAAGCCAUCGAGAAGCCAAGCGGCUCGGCGCCUGCCCAGAUUGUACCUCGACUUCUCAGUCUUGGUAGCACUGGGUUUACGUUCAAGCUGAACGAAUUCAUCGUUGUCAAGAAGGUCCGCCCUGGUCAAGAUUGCAACUUGGCCAAUGAACAGACGAUAUUCGACAUCCUUGAGCGUCAUCCUCCGUCUCCGUACAUUGUCCGAAGCUUCUACCGAACCGAGAAGGCCAUCUUUCUGGAAUACAUAACGAAUGGGGACCUUGCAUCCCUUCUUAGGGAAGACCAGGAGAGAGACGAAUCAUCCUCUCAGCAAGUGAUGGGAGUUACGAAAAGACAACCGCUGGAGAAUUGUUUCCGUUGGAUGAAGCAGCUUGGCGCUGCUGCUGCUUGGCUCGAAGAACUUGGUCUGGCCCACUGCGACAUUCGUCCUGCGAAUAUGCUUUUGUGUCCUGAUGGACAGAUCAAGCUAGCGGACUUUGACCGUACACUCAAGAUCGGAGAGGAUUUACUAUCUGGAACAGAGCCAUUUGCCAGACUUCUUGGCGACGAAGGCGGUCUAGAUUGCGGGACGUACGGAAAGGCUGGCUGUCGAACUGAACAGUUUGCUAUUGGGUCGGUUUUCUAUUCAUUGACCCGCGGCCACGACCCAUUCGAGGAUCAAUGGUAUGGUCCGGAUCACGGCCCAAUUCGUAUGGAGAAACUGCAGAGGAUGGAGCUUCCCUUCACAGGCGACUUGGAAUACGAUGGGGUCAUACGGAAGUGCUGGCAUGGCCAAUACAAGUCCAUCACAGAGCUCGCUGCUGACAUUGCCGCUUUGGAUGGAGAUGCCUGGAAAGUCACGAGCGAGGAGGAUCCUCUUUGGGUCAAAGCAAGGAUGGAUGAGUGCGAGACGAUCGCCCGAAGCGGAAUUCUGGAGCAAUUGACGACCUUCUAG
Messenger RNA from Ilyonectria robusta, 936 nucleotides. Its product is annotated as kinase-like domain-containing protein. Gene Ontology annotation, cellular component: autophagosome; cytoplasm. The record is from RefSeq and is a predicted model, not a curated record. Gene Ontology annotation, biological process: autophagosome organization; autophagy; peptidyl-serine phosphorylation. The coding region runs from base 1 to 936 and encodes 311 amino acids. Gene Ontology annotation, molecular function: ATP binding; protein serine/threonine kinase activity. NCBI's taxonomy places the organism in Eukaryota, Fungi, Ascomycota, Sordariomycetes, Hypocreales, Nectriaceae. The transcript has a single exon.